This is a messenger RNA of Morchella sextelata, 213 nucleotides long. RefSeq lists its product as uncharacterized. NCBI's taxonomy places the organism in Eukaryota, Fungi, Ascomycota, Pezizomycetes, Pezizales, Morchellaceae. The transcript has a single exon. The annotation marks the transcript as partial. The record is from RefSeq and is a predicted model, not a curated record.
AGAGAGUGGAAGGCAGAGAGGGCAAUAGACUGUGAUAUAGAAAGAGUUAUAAUCCAUAAUGAUGCAACCACCUCCAGCUCCACCUUGUCAACAUUUAGAAUUAUAACGCAUUGGGCAACACAACCCGAACCCAUCUCCUUGGUGAAAUAUUUCGUUAAAAUGGAACCUGAUCGUGAUGGCAGAUUGGAGGUCGUGGUUGUCGAGUGGGAGAAU